Phyllostomus discolor (pale spear-nosed bat) is the source of this 2300-nucleotide messenger RNA. RefSeq names its product autophagy related 16 like 2 (gene ATG16L2). The transcript is spliced from 17 exons. Gene Ontology annotation, molecular function: protein binding. The record is from RefSeq and is a predicted model, not a curated record. Gene Ontology annotation, biological process: negative stranded viral RNA replication; autophagosome assembly. Bases 503 to 2047 code for a protein of 514 amino acids. Lineage: Eukaryota; Metazoa; Chordata; Mammalia; Chiroptera; Phyllostomidae. Gene Ontology annotation, cellular component: autophagosome membrane.
GACGCAAGUGCACCAGUGCCUUCUUCCCUCCGAAGCCUUGGACCUGUAGACCCCCAUGUGUUACGCCCCAUCUCCGACUAGCCACAUUCCUGCCUCUUGCAGGCCAGGCUUUGCUUAGAGCCCCUUCCUGGUUGGAGCUUCUUCUGAUGCUCCCGCUGUUGCUCCUCAGGGCCCGACUCUGCCUCUCUCGAGCUGUACUUCCUAGGCACCCGCACAGUGUUGGUUUUGUAGGCACUCUUGUGCUUCCCCCUGCUGGGCGGUUCCCAAGAUAGAGCCGGGUCAGUCCGAUUGGUACCCAUAGCCCAGUGACAGAAUGCGGGACUAUCGAGAGCAAUUAUUUUUGGCCAAUCAAAGGACGGAGUGAAACGGUCUCUAAGGAAGAGGCGCAGAGUUUCCUGAUAGAUAACCAUCUCCUGGAGAAGGCUGAGCUGCUGGCCCCGUUCUCGGAGAAACUGCACCCAGAGCCAAACGAUGUUACUCCUGCAACCCACCAGGGCCCCUGAUGGCCUACCAGGUGGUGGAAAAGAGCGCAGCCCUGGCCGCCCUAGAAUCUGAACUGGAGGAGCGUCGCAGCAGGCUGGCGGCUGUGGAGGCUAGGGUGGCGCAGCUGAAGGAGGCGCGGGCACAGCAGACCCGGCAGGUGGAAGCGCAGCAGGCUAGGAACGCGGCACGGCGGCUGGCCUACGAGGCAUUGCGCGCGCACCUGGGACUCCAGGAGGCAGCCCUGCGCAAGCUGGAGGAGGAGGCGCGCGACCUGCUGGAGCGGCUCGUGCAGCGCAAGGCUCGAGCUGCUGCAGAACGCAACCUGCGCCUCGAGCGCCGCGAGAGGGCCAAGCAGGCACGGGUGUCCCAGGAGCUAAGGAAGGCUGCCAAGCGGACAGUGAGCAUCAGCGAGAGCCCAGACACUCUAGGUGUCGGGAUCAAGGAGAAGGCCGAGGUGACUCUGACACUGCCUGCUGAGCCGGAAUUUCUAGCGAGUGAGGCUGGUGAGAAGUGGAAGAGGCCUUUUAGGUCUGCCUCUGCCACCUCCCUGACCCUGUCUCACUGUGUGGAUGUGGUGAAGGGGCUUCUGGAUUUUAAGAAGAGGAGAGGACACUCCAUUGGGGGAGUCCCUGAGCAGCGAUACCAGAGCAUCCCUGUGUGUGCGGCUGCCCGACUUCCCACCCGGGCUCAGGAUGUGCUGGAUGCCCACCUUUCUGAAGUCAAUGCAGUUUGUUUUGGUCCCAAUAGCAGCCUGCUGGCCACUGCGGGGACUGACCGCCUCAUCCACCUCUGGAAUGUCGUGGGAGGUCGCCUGGAGGCCAACCAGACCCUCGAAGGAGCUGGUGGAAGCGUCACCAGUGUGGACUUUGACCCCUCGGGCUCCCAGGUACUGGCAGCUACGUACAAUCAGGCCGCUCAGCUCUGGAAGGUGGGACAGGCGGCGUCCAAGGAGACACUGUCUGGACACACAGACAAGGUGACAGCCGCCAAAUUCAAGCUAACGAGGCACCAGGCAGUGACUGGGAGUCGAGACCGGACAGUGAAGGAGUGGGACCUCGACCGUGCCUACUGCUCCAGGACCAUCGAUGUCCUCUCCUACUGUAACGAUGUGGUGUGCGGGGACCAUGUCAUCAUCAGUGGCCACAAUGACCAAAAGAUCCGGUUCUGGGACAGCAGGGCCCCCCGCUGCACACAGGUCAUCCCCGUGCAGGGCCGGGUCACCUCCCUGAGCCUCAGCCUCGAUCAUCUGCAUCUGCUCAGCUGCUCCCGGGACAACACGCUCAAGGUCAUCGACCUGCGUGUGAGCAACGUCCGCCAGGUGUUCAGCGCUGACGGCUUCAAGUGCGGUUCUGACUGGACCAAAGCCGUGUUCAGCCCAGACAGAAGCUACGCGUUGGCAGGUUCCUGGGACGGAGCCCUUUACAUCUGGGACGUGGACACUGGGAAACUGGAGAGUAGCCUACGGGGACCCCACUGCACCGCUGUCAACGCUGUGGCCUGGUGCAACUCCGGGAGCCACGUGGUGAGCGUGGACCAGGCCAGGAAGGUCGUGCUCUGGCACUAGUGCUGUGACCUCCCCUGCCUGGGCUGGAGCUCGAGUCCGAAGCCUGAAGCCGGAGAACAGCUUCCCCUGGGCCCCAGGGAGGUGUGGGCAGGGUGCGGGUGGCUCGGGGCCUCUGGUGGGGAAGAAGGCCGGCGGGGCCUUUGUUUAAAAAUAAAGUGUGGGUUGGUGCAGGGGACAGAUUACAAUACUUUUUGUUUAUCUCCGUCUCCUCACUUCCUGUGCCAAAAGUGGGGGAAAAAUGCAUCUAAACUGG